This is a messenger RNA of Monopterus albus (swamp eel), 2722 nucleotides long. It is a transcript of the gene ttc9b, whose product is annotated as tetratricopeptide repeat domain 9B. Gene Ontology annotation, molecular function: protein binding. NCBI's taxonomy places the organism in Eukaryota, Metazoa, Chordata, Actinopteri, Synbranchiformes, Synbranchidae. The record is from RefSeq and is a predicted model, not a curated record.
GACUGGAUGUCAAGGCGUAACCAAUAGACAAACAAAUAUGCAAAUAAGCUCUUAUUUAUGUGUACACAAUUAAUGAUUCAUAUAGGCCUGCGUUAUAUGAAUUUACCAAAAUGAGACAUGCCUUUGACCAAUAAUCUAUCGUGUCUGGACAUUUCUGCACGUUUUUUCGGUUUUUGCCAUGUAAAAUCUGGACUGCAGCAACGCGUCACGACUCGUCUGUUUUCCCACAAUGCUUUGCGGUAGGGUUGCUGUGUGUACUCUGGUGUGUGCGCUGUCUGUGGUGCUGAAGCUGCGCGUGCCUCGGAGGCUGAUACCAUAGAAUUCCAGCGAGCAUCCUUCCGCGUGAGGACCAGCACGAGAGGUCUGUUGUUUUCAACGGUUGGGAAAUUCAGGAUGUUUCUACCAGCUGUUUUAGCCAUAUUUAUCUUUCCAUAACAGCAAACAGUAGUUAGGCCUACAGGACGUUUACUUAUAUUCUUAAAGCACAACCUACAAUCCGAAUACGCUUCUGAAGCCGUUUUCUUGACUGUUUAUCAAGGCUCGUCGUCCCUCCGGUGCCUCCGCCUGCCCAGCCGUUUUUGCCGCUCCAUCCCACAUCCUUUAUGCACAACACGUUGCUCCGGUCCUCCCCAGCAAAGCACACAUUCGUGUCCGAACACCAUGGCCCGCUCCAUUCGCUUUCUCUGAGAGACAUGGAAGCCAAACAGCACCAGAUAAAGAGCCUUAAAAGCUACCCAGAGACCGGCGGGCCGAGCCCGGGCGCGGGCGCCCGGGGGGGGGGGGGCGGCGGCGGGUAUCGAGCCAGCUCUGCUGAAAUGGAGAUGGAGGUGAAGAUCCAGAAAGCCAUCGACUUCAAGGCGGAGGGUCACCGAUGCUACAAGGAGAAGAAAUUUCGGGAAGCAAUAGGCAAGUACCACAGGGCGCUGCUGCAGCUCAAAGGGGUGCAUGUUGUCGACGGGACGGGUCCCGAGGUCAACCUGCUGACCCAAGCCGCGACCAAGCUGACCGAGGAGCAGCGGAGAGCCGUGGAGAACACGGAGAUCGAGUGCUACGACAGCCUGACAGCGUGUCUGUUGCAGUCCGAGCUGGUAAACUAUGAGAGAGUAAAGGAGUACUGUCUGAAGGUACUGAGCCACCAGAGAGACCACUUCAAGGCCAUGUACCGAGCCGGCAUCGCCUUCUAUCACCUGGGUGACUAUGAAAGUGCCCUACGCUACCUGCGUGAUGCCAAGAACCGUGAACCUACAGACACCAACGUGCUGCGGUACAUCCAGCUGACAGAGAUGAAGAUGAGCAAGAGUGGACAGCGGGAGAGAGAGAGCGGCAAAGAGACCCAGGGCUAACCCUCGACCUUGUCACCCUCCUGCCCUUUGACCCCUCUCUCCACCUCCUCUAUCAGCUCCUGACAGCAGCACAGUCCACAGACAGAAGAGACAGACCCGACCACCCAGAGAACAACAGAAGACAUAUCAAGUCUGUGUGCAACCUACCAUCCUUUACCUUUCUUUCCCUCUUCUUCUCCCCCUUCCUCCCUCAGGUGCUGGGUUUCCUCUCCCUAGAUGCGCACAGUCAAGCAAACACACACAACAAGAAAAAACAAGGAUAAUGCUGUAUUAUACUCAUUGUGGUGGAAUGAAAAAGGAGCUUCAAAACAUACAUAUAAAUAAUGGACUUUUGCGUGAUUUAGUAAAUGUUUUAAAACCAUCAAAUGCAUUUGGUUUCUGCUCUGUUGCUCUCUCCUUUUCUCUCUGCCUUCUCUGUUUCCAGCUCUUGAGGAGAAUAUCAGGGUUGGGAAGCUCAUCCACACUGGGAGUAGGGCAGGUGUGUUUGUGGAGGAAGUUUGAAACAUAAGCAGGGGAUAGUGAGGGGUGUGUGUAGCACAUAUCAAGACCCUAGCAGCCCAGUUUGACUGUACAUCCUCCUCCAGCAGGGCUCGCUCAGGCCCCUUAUUCAAACUAUGGGAGAGACUAGAAAUCUAUCAUCAAGUAGAGAAAAAGCCUGUUGCUCUUCUGUCUCACUUUUCUUUCCUGGAUGCCAUGUAUCUCAGUUUCUAGACUGUUUUUUCAAUUCAAGGGCUAAUUCAAGCAUUUGUAAUCCAUUAGUAGGAUUUUGAAUUUGUUUUCAAUGUUCAUCAUACUCAGUAGUAAGUACUGGAUAUUAAUAGCAUCUCUAUGUGCAAUACUGUUACCAAGUGUGUGCUGUUGUGGAAAAUGGUGUCUUGACUCUGUCAUCUAAAGCCCCUCCUGGGUCAUGUGCCGUUGCUGAUCUUGUUGAGACUGUCAAAGCCCCUCCCUCCCUCCUAUCACCUCCCCUCUCUGGUCUCCCAUUAAUGAUGUCACAACGGAAAAUAGCCAGUGGGAUCGGAGUUCAAUCAACUGCCGUUGGCUAGGUGGAGAUUUACUCUAAAGUUUCACAGCGAGAAAGACUCAGAGGGCUGACCUUUUAUUGCUAAUGCUGAAGCUUCCCAGACAAUGAUAACACACUGAGGAGACUCUGGGCAUAGUUAGUGCAGGGAAAACAACCACACACAUCUGUCCUGACAGUCCAAACCACCAUGCUGGAGCACUCCACUUUAGUCCACUUAAGCAAAAGUGAGCCAUUUGAGAUUUCUUUCUCUUUCAGUUUAUUGUAUAUAAAUAAAUAAACUAUCUAUGUUUGGAGAAUUGUUCCCAACAUAGAGCUGUAAGAACAAAAAACAUACAUCAUGAGCAUUAGAGACUGU